This is a messenger RNA of Micropterus salmoides (largemouth bass), 2714 nucleotides long. RefSeq names its product caspase-1-like. Gene Ontology annotation, biological process: proteolysis; regulation of apoptotic process. NCBI's taxonomy places the organism in Eukaryota, Metazoa, Chordata, Actinopteri, Centrarchiformes, Centrarchidae. The transcript has 8 exons. Gene Ontology annotation, molecular function: cysteine-type endopeptidase activity. The record is from RefSeq and is a predicted model, not a curated record. Bases 592 to 1767 code for a protein of 391 amino acids.
AAAUUAAACCAUGUAAAAACUAUUUAUAGCAUCUAAUGGUUCUAAAUAGCCCCAUUUGACAAAUGUGCUAUAAAGCUGUUUUAAAUAUAGGUGCUGUAUAGCGCCAAAAGAGGUUCCCCUAUGAUUACGAGCCAAAGAACCAUUGUUGGGUACUGUUUAGCACCAUUUUUGUUGGAGCAAAGUAGUGCCAUAUGGCACCUAAUGGUUCUACAUAGUACCAUUUGACAAAGAUAAAGAUUUAAAGAUAGGUGCUACAUAGCACCGAAACUGGCUCCCUAUGAUUAAAAGCCAAUGAACCACUAUUAGUGCUAUUUAGCACCAUUUUCUUAGUGUGUAGGCUAUAGCCCAGUAGCUACUCUGCACCAUGUGUAGCAAUGGUUCACUUUUUAAGAAACACUUUCUCAGCCUGCAGUGAUACAAAUCUGACGUGCUCCAUAGUAGCCUAAUUUAUAGCCUAUAGCAUUGGUUACUUGGCGCAAACCAGGAAACAUCGUUCUCAUGUGUUACCAGUACGAAUUAACGCAGCCCUCUCUAUAGGUUGCUGGAAGCUGGGCAGUUACUUGUAGACUUCUGUGAUAUGAGGUUUGAGAAAUGGCAGAGGAGCUUCACAGGGUGAGGAAGAAGUUUGUGGAUAAGGCGUCCAAAGAACUUAUAAAUCAGUUGCUGGAUGACAUUUUAGAGGAUGGUAUUGUGAACAAUGGGGAGAAAGACUCAAUGAUUGCGGAGAAGACUUCCAGAGCAGACAAGGCACGCUGUCUCAUCGACACAGUGAAGAAGAAAGGAAAUGAAGCCAGCAGGAAGCUGAUCGCUCACCUUCAAAGCAGGGAUCCGACCCUUUACAAUGAACUGGGUCUGUCCUCUGGUCCUCCUCCUCCUGCUCCUCUAGAGGCCCCGAAGGAGCAGAAUUGGUCAAACGCACUCAUCCCAACCACUGAGGCAUUUUGGUGCAAAAAGCAGAAUGACAGAAAUAUUUACCCUGCAGCAAAAAGUUCCAUUAGGAAUCGUGUGGCCCUGCUAAUCACUAAUAUAAAGUUUACUAAUGAGAAAUUAAACAGAAGAGGAGCUGAGAAAGACGAGGCGAACAUGGAGAAACUGCUCACAUCUCUGGGAUACGAGGUGGUGAAACACACAAACCUCACAGGAAAGGCAAUUAAUGAUUCUAUGAUUAAUUUCUCUAAACAUCCGAAACUCAAAGAGACAGACAGCGUGAUGGUGGUUAUCAUGUCUCACGGGAAACUGGGAGCUGUCCUCGGUAUCAACCAUGAUGAGAAAUGUGAUGAUGAGUUCCCCAUCAACAACAUUUACAAACACUUGGGCUCAGAGAAAUGUCCAGCACUGCUGAACAAACCCAAGAUCAUCAUCAUCCAGGCCUGCAGAGGAGAUGAGGGCGGAUCAGUACUUGUUAGUGAUGCUGCAAACUCAGCUCUGGUCUGUGAUGAUGUGAAACAGCCAAGUCCAUCCCCGUCUGCUGGUGACGAAAACUUAGAGGAUGAUGCUUUACGAUGUGUACACAAAGAAAAAGACUUCAUUUCUCUUCUUUCCUCCACCCCUGAGACUGUCUCAUAUAGACAUCCAGAACAUGGGUCUCUACUUAUCCAGUAUGUAGUUAUGGUCUUGAACACCUUCGCACAUGAGGAUGACAUUGACGAACUGUUCAGAAAAGUCAUGCAGCGCUUUGAAGAUUUUUCCAUUCAAAGCAAAAGGCAGAUGCCUACCAAAGACAGAUGCACUCUGACAAGGCGCUUCUACUUCUUUCCAGGUCUUUGAGACAACAUUUGCUGUUGUUUAGCAGAGACUUGUAACCGCAUUCCAAAUUAUGCUUGCAAUGCUUUUCUCUGGUGCUACAUGGUGAAUUGAUAAAAGUUAUGGAUGGAUGACUGAAUGACCUGGGUGCCAAGAGACCUAAAACAUGACCAUGUCAUAUCUAGUCAUUUUGCGUCUCUGUGUUUUGGAGUAGGGGUGGGGGCCUCUUACAUGUCUGUGUCCAGGGGCCGGUUGUUUCAGAAUCCAUCCAUGAUAGAUCAAAACUUUGCAUUUAUAUUUUUAUAUACAUCUAACAGCGUGUAAGGUUUUGAAUUAAUAGCACAUAGAGAUUUUUUUUAACUUGUAUUCAACAGGUUGCUUACUCAUGGCCAUCAUGCAACUAAUCAACUGUUGUCCUUUGAGAAAAACAAAACAAAACAAAUUAAUGAAUGAUUGUCUGCACCAGGUUCCUAGUUCUUCCAACAAACUUUAAAACACACCUGCCUGCAAAUUUAUGGAAUUAUUUGGAUUCUCUACAGGCUCUACAACCAAGUUAAGUUGUAAAAUUAGCAACAUUUAUUAUUUAAUUAAACUUCUCGAAUGUUAAAAGGCACCAGACAACAUUAAAAUUAAGUGAAAAUUAGCCAAACAUCUAUAGGAAUUAUAUAUUUUGGUUAAUUGCAAUUAUUUAAAUUACAUUGACAUUCGACUACGAAUACAUUGAUUUUCCUAAUUUCUUUUAAAAGAAGUGAUGAUAGGAAUUAAUUAAACAGGGACUAUAAUGCAGGGAGAGCCGUUCCAGGGCUGAGAUGAGCAGCAUAAAAGCUUAUAUGUUAGCUGAGGAAGAUCCAUAUAUUUUAAUCAUAUUUUUAAUGUGACAUAUUGACAUUGAAUUUAUUUUUGAUCUUGUCUGUAUUAAUUUUGUCCAUGCUUUGAGACACACAUUAAAACUUCACUACACAAUUUUCCAA